UUGCUGGUCAUUCUUUGUGUCUCUUGCUUGUCUCAUUUCUGCAGGCGUCUCCGGCACACUCCACGUUCGUCCCGCGGGCCGGGACAAUGCCCAUUUGUAGCCAUCCUCCCCAACUCAUCCCCUGGCCACUGCUGGCCCAGAAAUGACCUCUCUGAAGGAAUGCAAUGGCUGCUUUUACAGGCCCACGUGGCUGGAUGGUGAGGUGCAGGUAUUUGGGUGAACAUUUCUGGUGGCGCCUGGGAGGGCGUUUCCAGAUGACGUUAACAUGUGAUCGGUGGGAAAGCAUUUACCUCCCCGGUGUGGGGGUCUGUGAGGGGCCUGGAAAGAGCAGCAGAUGGGAGGAUGGGGCCCUCCGGCCUGGCUGUGGGCUGCAGGAGCCAGAACGCCCACCUGCUGGCCUCGGCACUCCCGGCCCCCAGGCCUGAGGACCCAGAGGGAAUCACCCCAUCAGCUCUGCUGCCUGCAGACAGCAGGUCCUGGGACUUGUUGGCCCCUGUACGGCUCAUAAUAAAUAAUUCCUCACGAUGAAUUCCUCAUACUAAACACACAGGUAUGCAUAUGAAGAGAUGUUACUGUAUUUUAUUCUACGUCCUAUUAGCUCUGUUUCUACAGAGAGCCCUAACCAAGACAAGAAGUAACAUUUUUGCAGAAACCUGGACAUUAGGAGGGAACAGCCGAGCAGCCCGACAUCAAGCGGAGGUCCUGGCACAGGAACACCUGGGGCUGGCCCUGAGGUUGGGGAAGGGAGCCAUGGCAUGCAGGCCCAAGGAGUGGCCCUGUCAGCCAAAGCUGACUUUGGAAAAGCAAGGGGUUCCAAAACUACCUCCCCAAGGGCGGAGGGCUGCACGCAGAGCACAUGGCUCCUUGCCUCAUCAUCCAGGCCCCACAGCACCCCGAGGUUUACACGUCGCCAUGAGGAGGCAGAGCAGCGAGGGGACAGGGGCCUCACCUGGAGGGGCCCUCGGGAGCCCUGCAGCAUUGGGAAUGAGCUGGAGAGACACGGAGGAACUCGAAUGCCUAUCACCCAGCGAGAGAAGCCUACCUGAAAACAAUACGUCCUGUAGGACUCCAACCCUGAUAUUCUGGAAGAGGCGACACUGGAGACAGAAAAGGGACUGCGCUGUGCCCGGGCAUCCGGACGGUGGCGACAGAGACCAGCGCUCGGGGCGGGGCGCCUGGGACCCCGCCGUGCCGGCCGCGGGGAGCUGCGCCCCGAAGCCUGUGGCUGGACUCACGGCGAGGCGGCUGAAGGCCAGGACGGUCCCUCCCCCCCAAUGGGGAGCCGUCACACAUCACCGGGCCAUGGGCAGUGGCUCUGCUUAAACGAUGGUGUGUGGCUGCAACCCAACGACAGACCUUGGGCCGCGCCUCCCCUCUCUAGGCGGCUCCUCCCUCGUCUCAGGGAGGAAACAGCUCCUACUUCUGAGCAUUAGUGUGAAGAUUCGACAAGAUGAUGGCUGUGAAGCGCCAGGCACAUAGUAGGUAUUCAUUAAAGCGUGUCUCCCUUCCCAGAUUCUCGGACUUUGGGCACCUGAAAACCCAGCCCGUGUCCCCUCGCUGGGCGGGGCAGGCGCAGCCAACGCUGGGGACUCAGCCCGUCAGUCUGCCCCUGGGGAGUGCGGGGGGCGCCGCGUCUAUCAGAAGCAAAAGCACGCCGGCCCCCUGCGCCCCGCUCGCCGGCGGGAAUGAGUUCUGCCUGCGGCCGAAGAAGCGGACGCACAGCCUUACC
Manis javanica (Malayan pangolin) is the source of this 1729-nucleotide messenger RNA. The record is from RefSeq and is a predicted model, not a curated record. NCBI's taxonomy places the organism in Eukaryota, Metazoa, Chordata, Mammalia, Pholidota, Manidae.